Molecule: messenger RNA, 3052 nt
Organism: Cutaneotrichosporon oleaginosum
Lineage: Eukaryota; Fungi; Basidiomycota; Tremellomycetes; Trichosporonales; Trichosporonaceae
Molecular function (GO): protein binding
Source: RefSeq, a predicted model, not a curated record
CUCUAUUUCUCUUCUCUCCCCUUUCUCCCGUCUCUCUCUCUCUCUCUCUCUCUCUCUCUCUCUCUCUCUCUCUCUCAACUCUCUUCAACUUGUCUUUCCCACAUCCACAUAUACAUCUAUCUAGUCUCAUAGACUCACGCGUUCACACGCGCUUACCGUCGUUUCGGUCUCACUCAUCCUUAUUGGACGCACUCCAGGUUCAUUUGCCACCCAUAUGUCUGGUGUGGCCCAACCUCUCCAGGACGGUGAUGUCCUUCGCCAUGAAACCAUCUAUCUCAAACUCGUGGAGAGAACCGAGGAUUGCGUCGUCGACGUCGCAGUUGGCGAUCUAUUGAGCAAGCUGGAAGGUCCAAUCCCUCCCUCAGGCCCCCGCGGCUCGUACAGCCGUGGAGGCUACAAAGAUGUAACUGGCGGGUACUGCAUUGGCCGGCGCUCCAACAUUGGCCGACGCUCCAAGAAUGGUUCACGCCUCCCCUCGGCCCUCUCUUCGCGUGUGCUCUCGCGCGAACACGUCAAGCUCACGAUCGACCCCAACGGAGAACUUUGGAUCAUGGAUCUCGCCAGUCUUCACGGCACCUGCAUUUCUCGCAGGCAGCGCACCAUCUCCCUCGAGGCGUACAAGCCUUACCGCCUCGAGCAGGGUGACGAGCUCAUUCUCGGCAAACCUGUCGCCUCACGUGACGGUGUAACUCACCUCCCUCUGCGUGUCCAGGUUCACUACGCCCUUUACGCCCCCGGGGCAGACAAUCGCCGGGACUUGACCCCCACUUUCGCUCGCUCAAUCCGCGACAUCACGCUGCCUUCGCGCUCUCAUGUGUACCGGUGGGGCAUCCCUGUCACCUACGAGUCUGAGCUUGAGGAUGAUCUACCGGGUUACAAACGCGAUGAUGACGAUGUCAUUUACCUGGGAUCGCGUAGCCCUCUCAAUCCCGUUGGCUAUGAGCUUGAGGACGACGCCGACAGUUGCAUGCGCUCCGCAUCUUCGCCACAACCCUCUCAUGCUGAGACAAACAUUCCGCGCUCACCAGCGAUGGCUGAGGACCUCGAUGUGCACGCUUCUCAGAGGCGUAGCUCCAUCUGCGACUUGGUUCUCUCCACUCCGUCCACAUGCUCGCACCACGAUGAUAUUCGUUCGGAGCACUCCUUCGGCGGUUCGGCGACCUCCGACCGCGCACACAGCGAUCAUGCACAGUAUGAAGGCUCCGAGCAUUCGCUUAGCGACGCUGGAGCGAGCCGUUCGCAAAGCGAGGACUGGGAUGCCAGCGAUCAUGAAGAGACUCACACCAUUCUUUCCAGCGGCAAGUACGAGGACGCUAGUAGCGACGAGGACGCUAGUAGCGACGAGGACGCUAGAAGCGACGAGGGCGCUGCAAGCGAGAGGGAGCGUGCCAACGAGCUGUCCGAGUAUGGAGACAAUGGCUGGUCGCUUAGCGGCAACGUUCCAGAAUCUCCCCAGGGCGACCACCCCCUUGACCAGGCUGCGGAGGAUUCAGAGGCCAUGAACUUCGACAAUGUGCCCGCUACCCGUAGAUUGUCACUCGGAAUUGAGCAGAUGCUCGUCGCGGUCAACGCGGAAAUCACGCGCCUUCAUUCCGACCUCGGUCGGGACCCACCUCCCCCGCUUGGCACACCCUCGGUCAUUCCCAGCUCCAUGCCUGAAGUAGACGAUAUGACCCAGCGUCAGGCUAUGCGGGCCAGUGAUGACAUGGAAGCGAACCCUCAUGGUGCGUACGGAUACUGCUCCGCGCCUGUGAGCCAGUGGGGAUCGCAUUUGAGCACGCCGGGCAGGCUGUCGCCAUAUUACACCCCCGUGAGCCACGCGGCCUCGCAUCAGCGUCCCCCCGCCGACACACUGUUGAACCACCAAGGGUCACGCCAGUCAUAUCCGUCGAGUGGUGGGGCGUCAUACAUGACGUACCAGUAUGUCCAGUGGGACGCACCGGCCUACACCCCGUUGAGCCGCGCUGGGUCACCAGUCUACACCCCGCUGAGCUGCCCGGGGUCACCAACGUAUACGCCUUUAAGCCAUCCGGGGUCACCGACGUACACUCCGUUGAGCCACCCCGGGUCGCCGACGUUCACUCCAGUAAGCCGCCCGGGGUCACGUCGGAGCUCGCCUCACCCCCCAUGCGGUCUGGGCGUAUCUCACCUGUGCUCUCCCGUUCGUGCCACGUUGGGGACGGGCGAAGAGGAUGACUCCUGGGAGGACGCGCAGCGCCCCGAGGAACACCACUACACCGACGAAGUCGAGGAGUCGAGCGUAAAUGAUGAGGGUCAGGAGCAGAUGGCCGAGGCAGAUGGCCUCGACGUUGUUCACGGCAACGCCGAGGGAUCCAACAUAUAUCAAGAGAACGAGGACGAGCAGCCAGUUGAAGAAGAGGAUCACUCUAUGGUUAUCGACGAUGUUGAGGAAUCCAGCAAGCCUGAGGAGAACGUGGACCCACAGCCGGCCGCUGAAGAUGACUACUCUCAGGUCGUCGACGACGUCGACGAGCCCACAGUGCCUGAGGAGACCGCCGACGAGCAGGUGGAGACGGCUCCUCCUCUUGUCACGACCGUUGUCUACAUGGCCCCGCCCUCCCCUCCUGCCUCGCCUGGCACGCCAGAUGUUGAACGCGUCCACGUCAAGUCGGUAACGGCCACCUCGAGCGUCCCUCUCACGCCUCCCUCCCCGGCGUUCCUCGCCAUCAAGGAGGGGGCUGUGGCCCCAGGCGCCUCGUCGGGCACCAGCUUCGCCAAUAUGUCAACAGCCAGUGGUUCAACGCGCAAGCGCAAGAUCUCUGCCAUUGAGGAGGAGGAGGAAAAGGAGGAGGAGGAGGAGGGGGAGGAGGAGGGGUCUCCCGCGCCUUCCUCUAUUGCGGUUGACGCUGCCAAGCAUUCCAAGCGUCGCCGCCAUAAGAGCGCUCGCCUCGGCGCUUUCGCGAAGGGUGUCGCAUUGGGCGUGGGGCUCGGCGUUGUAUCUACGUUUGGCGCGCUCUACCAUCUGGGGUCGGCGUAGUGUGUUGUAUGAGGUCUGUGACCUCAUUAUGUUGAUGCAUGUAUAAGAUUGUAA